Molecule: messenger RNA, 2477 nt
Organism: Tyto alba (common barn owl)
Lineage: Eukaryota; Metazoa; Chordata; Aves; Strigiformes; Tytonidae
Gene: FIGNL2
Product: fidgetin like 2
Molecular function (GO): ATP hydrolysis activity; microtubule severing ATPase activity; ATP binding
Source: RefSeq, a predicted model, not a curated record
CAGCACCGCGGGCUGCACCGUUGGCACCGCCGGGGCCGUUUGAUAACCGGAAUGUUUUCUUCUCUCGGACGAUGCGCCCGAGCCGGCUGGCUGCCCUGAAGCCCUCCUGGUUGCUCUUCCCGGGGGCCGUUUGCACCGGUGGUGGUGGCCAAGGGGAUUUUUGCGUGGAAGAUGCCGAGCGCGAGCGUGACGGGGAGCACGCGGCCGCAGUCAGGAGGUCUGUCGAAGAUGCACUGGUCACCAGAGCAUGCCCAGUCCCUGAACCAGUGGCCGGAGCAGCACCUCGACGUCUCCUCCACCACCUCCUCGCCAGCUCACAAAUCCGACCUCUACCCCAGCACCCGCCAGCGCUUCAACUACGCCUGGGCCAACGACGACAUCUCCGCUCUCACCGCCUCCAACCUCCUCAAGAGGUACGCCGAGAAGUACUCGGGGGUGCUGGACGCGCCCUACGAGCGCCCGGCGCUGAGCGGCUACGGGGAUGGAGCCUUCGGGCCGGUUAACGGGCAGAAGGGGGACGGGGAGACCUGGCCGGUGGCGCACGGCUCCGAGGGCGCCUACCCCCUGACCCCCAUCCACGAUGGCCUCCCCAGCGCCAAGGGGGUGGUGCCCCCCGCCGUCCCCCCCGGCAGCGGGGCCAUCGGCCUCGGCGGUUCCCCCGUGGUGUCGGCCAACCUCGCCGAUCCCAUGUACCCCGGGAACUCCUGCGGAGGAGGAGCCGCCGCCGGCUCCGGCGGGCUCGGGUCAUCUCAGGAGUACCCCUCAGGCUACGGUGGCACUUAUUUGCCCUCCAGCUACUGCACCCAGCCGGCAGCAGCUCUUCCCCCCCCGCACCCCCCAGCCCUCCACGGCUCGGGGCUCCUGCAGCCCCCGCACCCCUCGCCCGCCCUGGUGCCGGGCUACGGCUCCUCCGGCCCCAUGUACAACUACGCCGCCGGCAGCUACGCGCCGCAGCCGGGCUACGGCACCAUCCACCCGCCCCAUCCCUCCGCAUCCUACCUGCCCUCCGGCAUCGCGGCGCCCACCCCCAUCCCGGCCCCGCCGCCCGCCACCCGCCCCCCCGGGGUCCCUGGCUACGGCUACCAGGGUGCCGGUUUGGCCCCCCUGGCCGUGCCGCCCCUCGGCACCGAGGCGGCGGGCACCCUGAAGAGGAAGGCUUUCGACAUCGCCGGCGGGGAGGACGAGGGGGAGGGCAGGUAUAGAAAAUACAGCUACGAGCAGCCAAAGUCCCCCUACCCCAUGUCGGACAACGGCGACUGCCGGGGCAACGGGUUCGGCGGCAGCGCCGAGUCCCCCCAGGUGACCUUCAAGCCUGGGAAGCGGCCGGCGGGAGCCGGGAACGCCGAGGAGCACGCCAGCAAGUACGGCGGGCAGCCGAUGAAGAGUAUGGUCUCGCCGCCCUACGGCGCCGGGGAUGCUCCGCUGCGGCCGGCGGAGCCCUUCGAGAAGUUCAGCCCCCCCCUCGCCAACGGGGAGCGGGCGGCCGAGCCGGGACCCCCCUUCCCUCUGCGGCUGCCCCCCAAAGCGCCGGUCUUUGGCAGCGCGCCGGUGGAAGAGCAACCCAAGAACGUUGACCCGCUGGUCUUGGAGCUGGUGAACACCAAGAUCGUGGAGCGGGGGCCGCCCGUGCAGUGGACGGACAUCGCCGGGCAGGUCUCUGUGAAGGCCACCAUCGAGGAGGAGCUGGUGUGGCCCAUCCUGCGUCCCGGCGCUUACACCGGGGCCAACCGGCCGCCCCGAACCAUCCUGCUCUUCGGUCCUCGCGGCACGGGGAAGACCCUGCUGAGCCGGUGCAUCUCCACCCAGCUGGGCUCCACCUUGCUGAAGCUCAGUGGGACCACCCUGCUCUCCACCUGGAAAGCCGAAGCCGAGAAGAUCCUGCAGACUGUCUUCUUCGUGGCCAGCUGCCGGCAACCCGCGGUGGUGCUCAUCACCGAGGCCGAGUCCUUGCUGGUGGCCCGGGCUGGCGAGGACGGCAGCCAGGUGAGCAAGCUCAAGUCCCAGCUCCUCUCCUACCUGGACAACGUGGCUACCUCAUCCGAGCAGAACGUGGUCAUCAUCGGGACCACCUCCCGGCCCGGCAGCAUGGACGAAGCUUCUCACCGACGCUUCGCCAAGAGGUUCUACAUCUCCCCGCCGGACAGCAUGGCCCGGCGGCAGAUCCUCCAUCACGCCUUGGCUCAGCAGAGCUCCUGCCUGAGCGAGCGGGAGAUGGCCUCCCUGGUGCAGCACACGGAGAGCUUCUCCGGCAGCGAGCUGGUCCAGCUCUGCCAGCACGCCGGGGCCACCGCGCUGCACGGGUUGCCGGCCCAGAUCCAACCCACCUCCUACCAAGCCUUCGAGAAGGCGUUCGGCAAAGUCCGCCCCGCCGCCUCCCAGAAGGAGCUGGACUUGUUCCUGGAGUGGGACAAACUCUACGGCACCCGGCACUGACGGCGGGGGGGGGGGGGGGGGGGGGAACGGGGAGAGGGGUGGGG